Molecule: messenger RNA, 1173 nt
Organism: Pestalotiopsis fici W106-1
Lineage: Eukaryota; Fungi; Ascomycota; Sordariomycetes; Amphisphaeriales; Sporocadaceae
Exons: 3
Coding region: 1-1173 (390 amino acids)
Source: RefSeq, a predicted model, not a curated record
AUGUCAGGCGCUGGAGAUGGAGACGACAUUGACUGGAGCCUGAUAGGGCCGCCACCCGACGACGGCCAUGGGCACGAUACACACAAGGGCGAUUUGAGCACAAUUGGGCCAGAGGUUGUGGGCGUCGUCUGGAUGCUGGUCGCGCUCGCCACAAUGUUCCUGGGAGCAAGACUCUAUGCAAAAUUCUCGGCACAUCGAGGCAUGUGGUGGGAUGACCACCUGCUGCUGGCUUCAUGGUUCAUGCUCCUCGGCUAUGUCAUUAUAACAACAUAUGCUGUAUCCAAGGGACUCGGAACCCACGACGGCAGCGGACUCAACGACCCAACCACGUUGCAAUUCCUGACGGCAAUAUCCAUCACGUUUGGCUCCCUCGGGGCGGCCUGGUCGAAGACAUCAUUUGCCAUAACUCUGCUCCGCAUCACGAGCAGGUGGGUAAAAGUUGGCCUGUGGUGCAUCGUUGUGACCCUAAACGUGUUUCUCUUCUUCAAUGCGAUACUGCCAUACGUGUGGUGCACCCCGGCGGCCAAAGGGUGGUCCCCCCUCAUCCAUGGAACCUGUUGGGACCGCAAGAUCACGAUUCGAUAUAGCAUGUUUGCAGCUGGGUACUCGGCCGGAUUAGAUUUCAUCCUCGCCAUCAUUCCCUGGACGGUCAUUAUGAAGUUGAACAUGGCGCUCAAGGAGAAGCUUGGUGUUGCAAUCUGCAUGAGUCUCGCUGUUGUCGCUGGUGUCACGUCCAUUGUGCGCUGUGUCAAUGUGAGGCUUCUUUACGAGGAGGAUUUCACCUUUGAGGCCGGCAUCUUGGCAAUGUGGACGGCUGCCGAGCUCUCAGUCACCAUCAUUGCAGCAUCCAUACCCGUUCUUCGCAUCCUCAUACGCAAUAUCGUCACCCACAAGUCCUAUUCGCAGUCUGGUGGCAAUGGCGAAUUUCAAAACGUCACUCACACAUCCGUCGUCACAAGCUCAAAACGGGGAAUCAAAAGCGGCUUCAGUGAUGCGGACAGCAUCGCAAGCUUGGCUUUACCCAGGCAGCACCCCCGGCAGAUUGUCAAGUUCGAGACCGUCACGGUGGAUUAUGAAAGAAGGUCCGUCAGCCAGGGUGAUGACAUCAACUCAUACGCCUUUGAGAUGGCACACGUGCCUCCUAGGAGACAAAAUAGUGGACGCCAGUUUUAG